Messenger RNA from Amborella trichopoda, 1686 nucleotides. RefSeq names its product BTB/POZ domain with WD40/YVTN repeat-like protein. Gene Ontology annotation, molecular function: protein binding. NCBI's taxonomy places the organism in Eukaryota, Viridiplantae, Streptophyta, Magnoliopsida, Amborellales, Amborellaceae. The record is from RefSeq and is a predicted model, not a curated record. Gene Ontology annotation, biological process: protein homooligomerization.
CGGGCCCCUCUUUCUCUCCAAAUUUAUACAGGCCAGAUCCUAUAUUUGUGGGUCUGAAGUGUACCCCAAGCCUUCUAUAGGGUAUAUGCCCUAAUGCCUCCUUUUGCAGGACCACCCCUUCAAAAGACCCAAUUUUGCCACCCAAAAAGAGAGACCCCAAAUAUCAUAACCCUUAAUGUUGGUGGCCAAAUCUUCCAAACAAGCCCACAAACCCUAACCCUAGCUGGCCCAAAUUCUCUCCUCUGUACCCUAACCACCUCUUCUUUAGGGAGCAUUCCCUUCAUUGAUAGGGACCCUGAUCUUUUUUCUAUCCUUCUGACCCUGUUGAGAACUGGUACUCUUCCUUCUAGGGCAAAAGUCCUAGAUCCUGAAGACCUGAUCCAUGAAGCCCAAUUCUACAAUAUAGAGCACCUCCUCAUUUCAGCAAUUACUGACCCAUCUUCUUUCUACCCUCUGAAUUUGCAGAAAACUCUGAUUCUUCCAAUAAAUGGCCGAGAUUCUCCCUCAGCCAUAGCCACACACCAAGACGGGUCUGUUUUGGUCAGCCAUGGAAGCAAGAUUACAGCUUUUGAUUGGUCCCUUCGUCGAAAAACCAGUUUUUUAACGGAAUUUCCAGCCAUUGAUUCUUUGCUCUUUCUCUCUCCCUCAGUUGCAGCCGCUGGAGCUUCAGACUAUUCAGGAGUGAAGAUCCUUGAUAUUAAUAGUGGAUUGGGCAUCAAAACCCUAAAUUGGGAUAACCCAAUUUACUCGACAGUGCAGGCAAUUGGGGCUUCGCCUGAAUUUCUCUUUGCAAGCUUCGAAUCCUGUCGAAAAAACUCAAAUCUGAUACAGGUAUUUGAUAGAGAGAGUUUCAGGCCUUUAAUCGACCUCGGUCACGAAGAGAAACAGGGGGUUGAGAUUGGAUCUGCAAUUCCAGCUACAAAGCUCAAUUGGGUUUCUUCCCAGGCCCUCUUAAUGGCUUCUGGCUCCUACAGCGGGCCUUUCGGUUGCGUGGGUUCCAUUAAAUUAUGGGAUAUAAGGUCUGGCUCUAGGGUUGCUGAGAUCAAAGAAAAUGAGGAUUGUUUUGCUGAUGUUACAGUGAAUGAUGGUAUUUGGGGGCUUUUCAAAGUUGGGUUGGUUUCAGGUGAGGUUUACAUGAUGGAUUUGAGGAGAUUGGGUUCUAGUGAGAGAUGGGUUUCUUUGGGUGAAGGUUGUAGUAAAGUUAUGAAUGGAAAUGGGAAGAGAGAAGGGGUGAAUUCUAAGAUUGUUGGGCAUGGAAAUAGUGUGUUUUGCAGCAGGGGUGAGAAUGUGGAGGUGUGGUCUGAAGUUUUGAUGGGUGGUAAAGAGAAAGAGGGGGUGUUUAGGAAGAAUGUGAUGGGGAGGAGAGAGAAAGUGGGACAAAGUAAGAUAACACAAUUGGAUUUUGGUGGGAAUAGGAUGGUUUUGGCUAGGAAAGAUGAGCAGGCCAUUGAGGUUUGGCAAGGGUCAGGUACCAACUUUGUGAAUUGGGGUUGGAAUUAGGAUGUUCAUGUUAUUAAGAUGUACAACUUCAUUCUUGUAUACUAAUUCUUCUUUUGUAUUGUGUAUAUUGAACCUUUUCAAGUUAUAAAAGAUUUACUCUAUUACUUGUUGCUCUCAUAAUUCUUCUUGUGUAUUGUGUAUAUUGGACCUUUUCAAGUUAUAAAAGAUUUACUCUAUUACUUGAUA